UUGUCCGUUUUCUCUCCGCACGAGAUGAUGCCUGCUUGCAGCAUCCAAUUGUCUUGACGCACAUCCUUGGAAAUCUCGAUGCACAUACGUCCACUGCGUAAUUGCCGCCAUGCGAGGUAAAAAGUCAAGCCGGGCUUAUGAUGACGCUAAAUGUAGCACGCCGUCGUCUGUCCCCUUUCCUUCGAUCUUUCCCAAACCACUGAGCACGGACUCAGUGGAUUGGCUGCUCCCGGACCAACUGUGUCUUGUGCGGAAUUUUUUGACGGCAAAAGAAUGCGCGACAUUCAUCACCGCCUGCUCGCAGCUGACAUUCAUCGCCUCGCCACCGCCACGAAAGGGAGAGGCUCAUCGUACCAAUGAUCGUUUCAGCUUUGAGGAUCAGGCUUUUGCCGAAAAGUUGUGGGAAGCAGGACUUGCUCAGUGCUGUCAAGGGUGGGUGGGCAGCGAGGCAAAGGUCAAUGGCAGAACAGCGAGUGGCCUGAAUCCAAACAUUCGCGUCUACCGCUAUUCUCCAUCUCAGCUGUUUGGCGCCCAUUACGAUGACUCUGUGACGGAUCCCAAGACCGGCAAAAAGAGCGAGUGGACUCUGCUCAUCUACUUGUCGGGCAUCGAAGACGGCAUUGAAGGUGGCGAGACCGUGUUCUACAAAGACCAUUCCCGAAAAGGCGACAGCGACAGGGAAAUCGUGGCACCGCUCGAGCGAGGGAGUGCACUGCUGCAUCGACAUGGCAAUGCAUGCAUGCUCCAUGAAGCUCGACCGCCUCGAAAGGGUACCAAAUGGGUUCUUCGAUCGGAUGUCAUGUUCGGCUAAGCAGCAUACUACAAUAUAGCGUACGACAUACCCUGGGACGAGGAAACGAAGCGCUCACGGCUCGUAUUAUUUUGAAAUUGGAAGCCCCACAAUCGCUCUCAGCUGGCCUUUCGCACAUCUGUGCGGACCAAU
Molecule: messenger RNA, 943 nt
Organism: Tilletiaria anomala UBC 951
Lineage: Eukaryota; Fungi; Basidiomycota; Exobasidiomycetes; Georgefischeriales; Tilletiariaceae
Exons: 3
Coding region: 110-811 (233 amino acids)
Biological process (GO): peptidyl-proline hydroxylation to 4-hydroxy-L-proline
Cellular component (GO): endoplasmic reticulum
Molecular function (GO): procollagen-proline 4-dioxygenase activity; iron ion binding; L-ascorbic acid binding
Source: RefSeq, a predicted model, not a curated record